This is a messenger RNA of Ziziphus jujuba (common jujube), 927 nucleotides long. Its product is annotated as peptide methionine sulfoxide reductase B5. The transcript is spliced from 3 exons. The record is from RefSeq and is a predicted model, not a curated record. Gene Ontology annotation, molecular function: peptide-methionine (R)-S-oxide reductase activity. Gene Ontology annotation, biological process: protein repair; response to oxidative stress. The coding region runs from base 81 to 746 and encodes 221 amino acids. Lineage: Eukaryota; Viridiplantae; Streptophyta; Magnoliopsida; Rosales; Rhamnaceae.
GCACGAAAAUUUUCUAGCAUACAAAAUCUAAAUCGAGUUGUCCAGCUAACCAAACAAAAUUUUUCUCCAAUUUCCAACAAAUGGGCUCGUCGCAUAUUCUGAGAGCCUCACCGCUGGCUUCGUCCAAAACCAAAAUCUUCAACACCACGACCAUUACCAAACCCACCACUCUCUCGAAGCUUCUCUCACCGCAAGGCACCAUUGUGCCCACGUCUCUCUUCAACAGCAUCCAUUUCACAGCCACUUCACAAAAACCUACCACCAGCGCGCCAUUUGCGGUUGGGUUUGGCGGGUCUUUUCGUCAGAGUAAGCGUACCUUUCGUGGUGGGGUUGUUGUAGCCAUGGCGGCAUCUGGGUCGGUCCAGAAAUCGGAGGAAGAGUGGCGGGCCAUCCUCUCCCCUGAGCAGUUUCGGAUUCUGAGGCAAAAAGGAACUGAAUACCCUGGCACAGGUCAAUAUGACAAGUUCUUUGAAGAGGGUGUCUAUAAAUGUGCUGGUUGUGGUACUCCUCUCUACAGGUCGACAACCAAAUUUAAUUCUGGUUGUGGCUGGCCAGCUUUCUAUGAAGGUCUUCCCGGGGCCAUAAAUCGUAAUCCUGACCCAGAUGGAAUGAGGGUUGAAAUCACCUGUGCUGCUUGUGGUGGUCAUCUGGGUCAUGUUUUUAAAGGAGAAGGCUUCCCAACACCCACAGAUGAACGCCAUUGUGUCAAUAGCGUUUCACUCAAGUUUGUUGCUGUAAAUUCUUAGGCUUUCUACUGUGAGUUGUAUGCAAAGUCUGUUUUGAACAUAACAGUCUUUCUGUAACAUUUUGUGAGAUUAUAAUGCCGUCCAUAUAAAUUGAUGCUGCAACUAUGAUUUUCUAUUGAAUGCUGCCAAAGUUCUGGAUGUUCCCUGCUUGCAUUUGUUAUAAAGUAUCUUGUUUGUAUCA